GCGAGACUACCAGAGCACGACACAUUGAGCUUGCAAGCGCUGCAGCUCUCACGUUUGAUACCCACGACUCCAAUUCAUCAUGGAACGGUUAGCGCGAAUCCUCAGCGGCGUGCUGCUCUUCAUCCUCCCCCUCGCCGCGGCCCUCAAAUUCGACCUUCAUCCCGUCUCAGCACACGACUCUGCCAAGUACGAACGAUGCAUUAGGAACUUUGUUGCAAGAGAACAGUUGGUUGUUGUUACGGCAAUUCUCGAUGGAUAUAGGGGAGACGGACAGAGAGUGGACAUGCAUAUUCGCGACGCAAUGGGCAAUGACUACCACCGACCCAAGGACGUAGUUGGCGAGAACCGCUACGCAUUUACCUCGCACGAAGACUCGGCCUUUGAUGUCUGCUUCGAAAACAUCUUCACGACAUCAUCGUCUUCCAAAGCCAUCACCCCACGCCACGUCGAACUUGACAUUGACAUUGGCGCCGACGCCAAGGACUGGAACACCAUCUCCGCCACUGAGAAGCUGAAGCCCGUAGAAGCGGAGCUCAGGAGAAUCGAAGAAGUUGUAGGCGAGAUUGUGACUGAGAUGGACUACCUGAGGAGCCGAGAGCAAAAGCUGAGGGACACCAACGAGAGCACAAACGAAAGAGUCAAGUGGUUUGCGCUGGGCACCAUGGGUAUGCUUGUGGGACUUGGUGCAUGGCAGGUUGUGUACCUCAGGGCAUACUUCAGGAGCAAGCAUCUUAUCUAGAUGUAACCCAAUGAGAAUGAAGGAGUUGGGCUGCCUUGGAAGGCGUUAUUUGAUUAAAGAGAUACUAGGGAAGGCUAAAAGGAUGGUUGUGUAUGAACAAGAGUAUGGAAGCGUUAUUGGUUGCAUACUCUAUACGGCGACUGGAGAGGCGUUGGUGGGGAUUUUAUAUCAACAUUUCAAAUCAUGUGUGCACCAAUCUGAGAACCAUUACUUUGAAAUCUCUUAGCGCUUACAAUUUGGUGCUACCCAACUGUACCACUACAGUGCGGAGCCAUUCCGUUCGUCUAUCAGCAACACGCGGUUAUGUUAUGUAGCAAAACCUGUUCAUCAAAGCUACAUUAAAAGCACAAAAACCACUAUUUAAUUCAUGGCUUUAUUGAGAACAUCCAUCAUUGCAA
This is a messenger RNA of Pyrenophora tritici-repentis Pt-1C-BFP, 1137 nucleotides long. Its product is annotated as EMP24-GP25L domain containing protein. Gene Ontology annotation, biological process: intracellular protein transport; endoplasmic reticulum to Golgi vesicle-mediated transport; Golgi organization. The record is from RefSeq and is a predicted model, not a curated record. NCBI's taxonomy places the organism in Eukaryota, Fungi, Ascomycota, Dothideomycetes, Pleosporales, Pleosporaceae. Gene Ontology annotation, cellular component: COPII-coated ER to Golgi transport vesicle; endoplasmic reticulum-Golgi intermediate compartment; endoplasmic reticulum.